This is a messenger RNA of Mauremys mutica (yellowpond turtle), 1963 nucleotides long. RefSeq names its product transcription factor AP-4 (gene TFAP4). Bases 81 to 1097 code for a protein of 338 amino acids. Lineage: Eukaryota; Metazoa; Chordata; Testudines; Geoemydidae. Gene Ontology annotation, biological process: regulation of transcription by RNA polymerase II. The record is from RefSeq and is a predicted model, not a curated record. Gene Ontology annotation, cellular component: nucleus. The transcript is spliced from 7 exons. Gene Ontology annotation, molecular function: protein dimerization activity; RNA polymerase II cis-regulatory region sequence-specific DNA binding; DNA-binding transcription factor activity, RNA polymerase II-specific.
AGGGAGCGCUGCGCUCGCACCAGCUGUUUCCCGCCUUGAGCGGCAGAGGCGCGGCGCGCUCAGCUGGGGCCGGCGCCCGCAUGGAGUACUUCAUGGUGCCCGCGCAGAAGGUGCCCGCGCUGCAGCACUUCAGGAAGUCGGAGAAGGAGGUGAUCGGCGGGCUCUGCAGCCUGGCCAACAUCCCACUGACCCCAGAGACCCAGCGGGACCAGGAGCGGCGAAUACGCAGAGAAAUUGCAAACAGCAACGAGCGAAGGCGGAUGCAGAGCAUCAAUGCCGGCUUCCAGUCUCUAAAAACCCUCAUUCCACACACAGAUGGGGAGAAGCUCAGUAAGGCGGCGAUUCUUCAGCAAACAGCUGAAUACAUCUUCUCUCUGGAGCAGGAGAAGACUCGGUUACUGCAGCAGAACACACAGCUCAAGCGGUUCAUCCAGGAGUUCAGUGGCUCCUCUCCGAAGCGGCGGCGGGCGGAGGACAAGGACGAGGGCAUUGGCUCGCCGGACAUCUGGGAGGAUGAGAAGGCAGAGGAUCUGCGCCGAGAAAUGAUCGAACUCCGACAGCAGCUCGACAAGGAGCGGUCGGUCCGCAUGAUGCUGGAGGAGCAGGUGCGCUCCUUGGAGGCCCACAUGUACCCUGAGAAGCUCAAGGUGAUCGCCCAGCAGGUGCAGCUCCAGCAGCAGCAGGAACAGGUGAGAUUGCUGCACCAGGAGAAGCUGGAACGUGAGCAGCAGAUCCGAACGCAGCUCCUGCCGUCACACGGUCCCCCAGCACCCACCCAUCAUCCCACUGUGAUUGUACCAGCGCCGCCUCCUUCCCAUCACGUCACCGUGGUAACCAUGGGCCCAUCCUCCGUAAUCAACACAGUCUCUACAUCCAGGCAAAACCUGGACACCAUUGUUCAGGCAAUUCAGCACAUUGAAGGGACGCAGGAAAAGCAGCUGCAGGAGGAGGAGCAGAGGCGUGCGGUCAUCGUGACGCCUGUCCGGGCGUGCCUGGAGCCCUCCAAUUCUGACACCGCCUCCGACACAGAGGGGGAUGACAGUGACUCCAUGGAUCAGAGCAAGGAAGAUCCCUCAGGGGAGGGGGAGCUGCCCUGACCCCCCCAACCAGCAGCAGGGAAAGGGGUGGGACUGGGGAGGGGAAUGUCAGAGAAUAUGCUGAAAUUUUUAAAAAAUACAAUGCGAUUUGGGUCUCUUUUAUGACCUUUUUCAAUACUGUAAAUCGGAGCGCUAGAACCAGAUACGCUGAAAGUUCAUGCUGCAGUUGAAAGCAAACCGGGGGGGCGGGAGGGGGGUGCUGUGUCAGUGAACCAGCACUGGGGGAGGGAGGGAGCUGUUUUUAACUAGAGAUGGGCCAAAACUGGAACCCAGGAUCUGAACUCAGAUGAACUGUUUGGGGGUUCGGGUAACUGGGACCUGGAACCAAAUUGCUUGUGGUUUUGUAAAACUCAAACCCGACUUACAGUAAUCUUGCAAAACUAGUCCCAGCUUUAUCCAGCACUGGUGCAAUGGAUGGCGUGGCUGGUGCACGGGCGCUGGGCUGUUCAUGGGCCGGCCUGAGUUCUUGUUUCUUGUUUGUUGGUAGUUUCUCUAUUUUAAAAAAAGAAAAAAAAAAAAAAUUUAAGGGACACCAUCAACUGAAGUCCCAUGGCACAGAACGCGUCUCUUGCUCUCAAGCUGACUAGUGGAGAAUAGAGAGGAAUGUGUUGAGGUUACUUGGCACAUUGGACGAUGCUCUGUGUGUGGUCGGUUUCACUACUUCUCCUGCAUCACUGGGCACUUCCCCUGAAAGAACCCCCACAAAUGGCAACAGGGGCGAGAAAACACUUUUUAAAAAGAAAGAUGGGAUUGUAAGGCCACUGGAAACGUGUGGGGGGGUUGGGGAGCAGGUGUAGUACUUGAAAGGACUCUGAACUCGCUUAAAAAUUGACUGACUAAAUUUCAGUUUGGUGUUGCUUUAGAUU